Molecule: messenger RNA, 573 nt
Organism: Acanthoscelides obtectus
Lineage: Eukaryota; Metazoa; Arthropoda; Insecta; Coleoptera; Chrysomelidae
Source: the annotation of a GenBank genome assembly
AUGUCCGACCCGAAAAGAAGGUGUGUACAGACAAGCAGGGAUCCUGAAGUAUGGAUGCAAUGGUUCAACGAAAUAUCAAGUGGGGAGGAAAGCCCACUCGAUGAGGAAGACUCGGAUGAAAAAGAAGAGGAUGUGUGUGUGGAAAGUGACCAUCAUGAGACAGAGUCUGAACAAGAAAUACCGGAGGUAGAUCAAGAUGAGCCUGAUUGGGAAGAAGAAACCGAUGAAGGAGAAGCUGAUACAUUUUACUGGAGAAAAGACAAAGUUACGAAGUGGAAGAAGGGUAGAUCCAACACUCAAGUGCGUACUCGGUCUCAGAACAUAAUAAAAUUGUUGCCCGGAACAAAAGGUAGUGCGCGAAAUGCCAGGAGUGAAACUGAUUGCCUAAAACUAUUUAUAAAUGACACGGUGAUAAGAAUUAUAACUAUUUCUACCAACAUAUAUCAUGAAAGUCAAAAAGCAAACUGUAUGGGUAAUGAUGAAUGUCCAUUGACAUUAGACGAUGCUGGCGGCGUUUUAGGACAUGCAUACUUUCCUGACUCUAGCGGCACCUGUAGAGAAAUCCAUUUAUAA